Molecule: messenger RNA, 678 nt
Organism: Protopolystoma xenopodis
Lineage: Eukaryota; Metazoa; Platyhelminthes; Monogenea; Polystomatidea; Polystomatidae
Source: the annotation of a GenBank genome assembly
AUGUUACACUCCACCCUUAGACAGAGACACACAGGCAGCCUCACACUCGCAAUAGUGGACUAUCUUUCUCUCUCUUCUGAUCCCGGGCCUGCUCUCUCGGUAUCAUUCUACUUCGUCGAGGUAUUCGUAGAACGGGCCUUCAGACUAGUCGUCAAGAGUGAUCUAAACUCUCUGCCAUUUGGCAGACGCUCCAACGAGUACGCCCAUCCUCAACCUUCACUCACCGAUAGUCAGCAAAGUGAGGUGAUGCUAUGGUCUUUUCAACAUGUUAGAUGCUUCCUCAAGCCAGGGUAUGUUCGCAUCCAGACCGAGGCCUCGGCUCGAAUUCGUGAGCUCAUCGAGAUGAUUCGCAACCUCGGUUUCGACCUAAAGCACCCUCUGCCAGUCAAGAUGGCAACUACGACGGCCGUUGUCACCUCCAGCGCUAUGACCGACUCCGGUCUCUUCGGUGGCCCGACCAAGCCAGAUCCAGCCGGUGCGAAGUCAUUCUUGCUCUUGGGAGCCGCUCUAAACAAGAGCCAGACUCCUGGUGGUAUGGGAAAAUUGACCCAAAGUGGCCUCGCCGGUAAGAGGGCUAGUCUAAUGUUGUUGUAUGUAUUUGAUCUGACAAGCUUGCCGUCACUACUGCAGCUCUUGACCGAGAAGGAUGUUCUGCACAGAGCAGCAGUCGUCGUAUAA